AUGCCUACGUUGUAUAUUAAGCCGAAAGCCGCCAGGGGACUGCAAAUGCUUGAGAGCGCAGUGAUGUUAACGAGUGGCAGUUCCGUUUGCCCGUUGCGACACUCUCCGCUGUUCUAUACUCAUGUUAUUUUCAUCAAACGAGCUUUGGCAGCCGAUGGCAAUAGCCAAUCGCCUAGGCUCACGCAAAGAGUAAAGGCAGUUGAUGAAUCGCGGGCUGGUGGUUUGGCGCGGGCUAAUGGUGCCCGUGAGAAGGAUCUUACUUUGGGACGGGCAGUCCCUAGUCCCUCGUCUCGAAGUGCUCCGGGAGAGGCACACUAUUACGCCCUUAAUUUCAAAAUGCUAUCUUCACUCACCGAAAUGCACGUUCAUGUCUCUCCAUUGGGUGAAGAACAUGCUCCUUUUUGCAUUAUGCCUGUCACGACUCUAUUACCCUCUCCCUAUAUAGAUGGAGGACGCCUCGCAGAUGCGGGAGUCCGUUCGUUUGCGAAUGGCUGUCUGGUCACUUAA
Molecule: messenger RNA, 507 nt
Organism: Microsporum canis CBS 113480
Lineage: Eukaryota; Fungi; Ascomycota; Eurotiomycetes; Onygenales; Arthrodermataceae
Exons: 3
Coding region: 1-507 (168 amino acids)
Source: RefSeq, a predicted model, not a curated record